CAUACACAUGAACAAUGUAUCAAUCUUUUUUUUGUUAAAUAAAUUUUUUAAAGAGAAAGUCAUAAUAAUUCGUACAUAUAUCCUUUUCAGUGUAAAUUUUAAAUUAUGAUAUCAAGCUUCUCUUUUUGACAUAUGCAUCGUUUAUGCUUCUUAUAGAUGGUUAUUUGCUGACAGAAAAAAAAGAUGGUUAUUUUUUUCUAAUCAUAUAAGGUAAGAUUUUUUUGUCUGGCACUUGUGUGUGGAGUGUGGUAGACUCCAAAGAGGGUUAUGGAAAAAGUCAAUAAGUCAACGAUGAACAGAGAAGGAUGAGGAAGAAAACAAAGUCCCAACAGAAAGAGAGAGAUACAUGAAAGAACUAAAAAGAACUCAUAUUGCACAUUUCUAUUUGGUUUCAAUUAAAAUAAAUAUUUAUCACAAAAGACUUUUCCUGUUAGGAGACAAAGAAAAAGUUUGGAAUUUCAUCAUUAGCCAGCCCAGCUCUAUAGUUUUAUUUCUUCUCUGGUGGGAACCUUCAUUUCUCUUUCUCCUUUGGAGUUUUCUUGAGCCUUAUUAGUGUUUGCUCCAUUUCAUACGUCUUCUUCUGGGUUUGUGUUUACACACCUAAAACUCUGAUCUUUCUUUCUCUUUCUUUUUUUUUUUGCUCUUAAUCCAAGAGUAUAGAUAGAGCGUGAGUGAGUCAUUGGUGUUUAAAUGGGAGCUUGUUUCAGCAAUCAGAUCAGAACAGAUAUUGCUUCCAGCACAUGGCUGAGUUCGAAAUUCUUGAGUAGGGAUGGGAGCAAGGGGUCGUCGACUACUUCCUUCUCUCAUAUGCCUCGAACUGAAGGAGAGAUAUUGCAAAAUGCUAACCUGAAGAACUUUAGCCUCAGUGAACUCAAGUCAGCAACGAGGAACUUCAGGCCUGAUAGUAUGGUUGGUGAAGGUGGUUUUGGUCGCGUUUUCAAAGGAUGGAUCGAUGAGACUUCCUUGGCUCCUUCCAAACCGGGGAACGGAAUCGUCAUUGCGGUGAAAAGACUUAACCAAGAAGGCCUUCAAGGUCAUCGAGAAUGGCUGGCCGAGAUCAAUUAUUUAGGUCAGCUGGAUCAUCCUAACCUUGUGAAAUUGAUUGGAUACUGCUUGGAUGAAGAACAAAGGCUACUUGUAUACACGUUCAUGCCUCGUGGUAGUCUUGAGAAUCACUUAUUCAGAAAAGGAACAUUCUUUCAGCCACUUUCAUGGAACACGCGGGUUCGAAUGGCUCUUGGUGCAGCUAGAGGACUCGCUUUUCUUCACAAUGCUCAACCUCAAGUUAUUUACCGAGACUUCAAAGCAUCUAACAUCUUGCUAGAUUCAAACUACAACGCAAAGCUUUCAGACUUCGGGUUGGCUAGAGAUGGUCCAAUGGGUGACAUUAGCCAUGUAACUACCAGAGUCGUGGGAACUCAAGGAUACGCUGCUCCAGAGUAUUUAGCUACUGGUCAUUUAUCGGCAAAGAGCGAUGUGUACAGCUUCGGGGUUGUGUUACUGGAGUUGUUAUCAGGAAGACGAGCCAUAGACAAGAACCAGCCAGUAGGAGAACAUAAUCUAGUGGAAUGGGCAAGACCUUACUUAACAAACAAAAGAAGGCUUCUCCGAGUGAUGGAUCCUCGUCUCCAAGGUCAAUACUCGCUUACCCAGGCUUUAAAAAUUGCAGGUCUUGCACUCGACUGCAUAACUAUAGAUUACAAGGUUAGACCAAACAUGAAUGAAAUCGUCAAGACACUUGAAGAACUUCAUGUCCCAAAGGAAACACCAAAAGAACAGCAGAGUCUUCAACCCAGCAGUGACAGCAACAACAAAUCUCCACAAGCUGUGAAUUAUCCUAGGCCUUCAAUUAUGUAACAAUCCACAAGAUGUGAUUUCACCGGGGAUUUAGAUUACAGAUUACAAGAUUAGUGCUGGCAAUAUUAAUAGUAUGUUCAUUCAACUAUCAAUAUUAUAUGUAUUUUGGUUAAUAUACUACUAGUGUUGACAAGAUUAUUAAUAUGUUGGUUACUAUAUUACUUACCUAUCAAAGAUUAUAUGCAUGUUUGGUUACUAUUUUACUCAACUA
This is a messenger RNA of Brassica rapa (field mustard), 2068 nucleotides long. RefSeq names its product probable serine/threonine-protein kinase PBL11. The record is from RefSeq and is a predicted model, not a curated record. Gene Ontology annotation, biological process: protein phosphorylation. NCBI's taxonomy places the organism in Eukaryota, Viridiplantae, Streptophyta, Magnoliopsida, Brassicales, Brassicaceae. Gene Ontology annotation, molecular function: protein kinase activity; ATP binding.